AUGAGAGCUCCGGAAAGUGGUGCUCCAAUAAGUGAUUCAACUUCCCGGCGUAUGUCAACCAGUAGUAAUCGCAUAGAUUCCAAAACGAAUGGUCCUAGUAGUGAACCAGGAUCCCAAGGUUCGGGAACGAAGGAGGAAAAGACCAAACUACUACAAGAAAUAGAAUCUAUGAAGAACAGGAAGCUUACAGAACCGAUAGUGAUUAGGGACGAAAAAGCUGGGGGAGAUCCACUAUCGGUCUCGUCUUCACCUACAGCAGAUCAUAGUGCAGCAUAUUCCAAACUCAAAAACAAAUCACAGGUAACACCUUCAUUAUCAUCCUCGGAUGCCAUCCGGCCUCAUCAUGGACCUCAAGACCAGCUAUUCGGGAGGAUGUCAUCGGGAGAGAUCCCUGUGGUGCCUUAUUUUGGAUUAUCAGAUGACGCUUCUUGCCGAAGUUCAUCAUCUCCUUUGUCAAAGGGUAAGAAAACUAGCUCAGGGGUAUCUUCCAUGUUAGAUUCCAAAAAUUACUUUGGUAGCGAGCAAGAGACUGAAUGGAAUGUUAGCGAGGGUCAAGGUCUGACACCAACGACUGGUAUUCAUGGCAAUACUUCGAAAGUUGUUGCAACGCAACAUAGGAGAAGAACUUGGGAUUGGAGUCUUCUGCCUAAAGUUGGGUCAUCGAUCCUAAUACGAACUCAUUCCUUUAAUUUGAUAAGUGUUCCAAUUGAUGGAGAGAUCAAACAGAUUCUUUACACACCAUGCUACAAUAAAAAUUUUAAGCAAAUGAAUAUUUUCUUAUCCUUCAACAUGGAUACAAAACCAAAGGAUGCAUUGGUGCAUUCACGAAAGAGACUAGUCUCCUUUGGGAACUACAUCACACAUUAUCUCAAAUCAAGAAUGUAUGCAUAUCAGUGCUAUCCUUUUUUCCUGCAGGGUUUAUCAGAAGAAGAUAUCAAGAUGCACAACUACGUCUCUUAUAAUGCCUCUCAUGACUAUACAGAGAUAGAGACACUAAUUUCAUUGUGGUUUUUUCAGGCACAAAGAGUUUUUUAUAAUACAAAUUCUGUGUUUUUCUCUGCAGAGGUUAUACAAUCACUCCUUCAGAGGAAAGCCAAUACGCGGCAUCAAUCAGCUGUUCAAAAUACAUUGCUUGUUCAGCAAAGCGACAUGGACUCACCAAAACCAGUUCCAACUGACUUAUUUCAGGAGAUCGAUAUCUUGCUUCUGCGACCCUUGACUGAAGGCCAAAUGGGUUGGCAACUAGCGUACGAUGAGCCCAACUUGAUCGUCGCAGACUAUCCCCUUGAUAUCACUCCAUGGACUACGAACGAAGAAGAUGCAGAUAAAGCAUUUCGGAAAGAGGCAAGCUCUUCUUCUACCUUAAGGAUUGUGACUAAAGAGGAAUCUCUUGAGUUUCUCGAUACCCAUACCGCCUCGCAAUACUUUUUUGAUUGCAUGGAUCGGAAUAUUAGUGAAUUGGGGGACGAAUACAUUCCUUCUAUCAGCCAAAAGACAAGCUCGUCGGAAGAAUUCAAUUUAAAAGAAGCGGCAACCGCUGAUUCCAAGAAGAAGGCCGCUCAUGGAAAGCUUGGCAAGAGAGCAGGGUUAGCUAAUCUCUUUAAGAGGAAGCACACACAUUCAAUCCCACAAAAUUUCAUUCAGGAAACUGCGGAAACCUCAUCGCCAGAAACAAAGGCUGCAGGACGUACUCAAUCCAUUCAAAAUGUAUGGCUUGAAGACUAUUUCAGUAAAUUUUUGGCAAACUAUAGGAAACUGAAAUUACCCACUCAGUUUUUUCUUCCUCAGGAUGCCAGUACAGCGAGAUCUGUAUCGUCGGAUGAUGAAAAGACAGCGGCAAGGAAAGCAUUUCUUUACAACAAAGAGACCAUCCAAAUUGUGCUACCUUUCCCAGAAAAUACUCUACCAUCAAUCUUUGCUCCAAGAAUUUGGUCAAGUUUGUGCUAUACGAAAUGGAAAUCAAUGUUGAGGGAGAUGUAUCGAUGUAUUGUCCCCGGUGGAUUUGCGCUUGCGACUGCUUAUGAUUUGAGGGUAUCAAAUACUUUAACUGCGGCCAAUGAUGAUGGCACGCAAUUUCCCACAAUUUUAGAAAGAGAUAAAACUUAUGAUGCAAUCUCGCUGGGAGCUAUUAAUAACGGUAUUCAUAUAUUUCCAACAAAGCAUUUGGCGCAAGCUUUCAAGGAGGUAGGGUUUACUAACAUAAAAUACUCCUUGUUAAGUCUCAAGGUGGGAGACUUAUCUACUGAGAUGGGAUGUUUGAAUGAACUAUUCUCCCAAAUUAUAUGGGACAGUCUUUUUAGAAGGGAGGUGCCAGACCCAAGCAAACCACCAAAAGAUACAGAUCCCACGACCCUUGUUCAACGUUAUAUUACUGAACAUUUGGAUAAAAUUGAUGAAAACGCUGGGUGUUUGAGAACAAUUUUGAUUGUGGCACAGAAGCCAAGAAAAUUUGCAUCAGAGUAA
Messenger RNA from Torulaspora delbrueckii, 2463 nucleotides. RefSeq lists its product as uncharacterized. The transcript has a single exon. The record is from RefSeq and is a predicted model, not a curated record. Bases 1 to 2463 code for a protein of 820 amino acids. NCBI's taxonomy places the organism in Eukaryota, Fungi, Ascomycota, Saccharomycetes, Saccharomycetales, Saccharomycetaceae.